AUGUCCACCGGAGCUCUCGCCGUCGUCCUGGGAAACUCACCAAACACAUUCACCGGCCUUCAAACCAUCGGUAAAAUCGUCUUCAUCUUCGACAUCAUCCUGUUCCUCCUCUUCACAGCCCUCAUGAUCACGCGCUUCUGCCUCGUGCCACGGAAACUCAUGGCCUCGCUGCACCACCCCGUCGAAGGACUCUUCCACGGCACAUACUGGGUGUCCGUCGCACUAAUCCUCAACUGCGCGUAUCUCUACGGCCACAGCGAAACAGGCACCUGGCUCACCAAAGCCCUGCGCGUGUGCUUCUGGAUAUACUGCGCCAUCGCCUUCUCCGUGUCCAUUCUGCAAUACAGCAUGUUUUUCCGCCUCGAGCGGCUAAACGUCACCGACGCCGUGCCUGCCUGGAUUUUCCCCAUCUACCCUUUACUCGUCGUGGGCACGUUGGCCGGCACGAUUCUCCCCUCCCAGCCAGAUUCCGCCAGCUGGCAGAUUUUCAUCGGCGGCAUAUGUUUCCAAGGUCUCGCGUGGCUGAUUAGUUUCCUCAUGUACGCCAUCUACAUGCAGCGCCUUAUGACGUCCCAGCUCCCUUCCCCGACCGUCCGGCCGGGCAUGUAUGUCUCGGUAGGGCCCGCAGGAUACACGGCCGCGGGACUUUUUUCGCUGGCUAAGCAGGCCCCGCGCCUCAUUCCGCCGGAUUACUUCACCGAUACAACUGUCCCUGAUGGCGAAAUUGUGAAGAUCAUGGGUAUCAUGGCGGGGUUGUUUAUUGUGCUUUUUGCGUACUGGUUCUUUUUCAUCACGACGGUUACCAUCAUCUCCGGCCUCAUCAGUAAGAAAAUGUCCUUUUCGCUGAAUUGGUGGGCAUUCAUCUUCCCCAACGCGGGCCUCACGCUCGCGACGAUCCAGGCGGGGAGUGCGCUCAAGAGCAGCGCGAUUGAUGGCGUGGCUAGCGGGUUGACGGUCAUGCUGGUGGUGUUGUGGUUUGUCACGGCAUCGUUUUGCGUGCGCGCUUUGUGGCAGGGGGAUGUCAUGUGGCCGGGGAAAGAUGAGGAUAAGUCGAUGGAGAGGCUGGCGUGGGGGUGGAGGGGGAACAGGACGAAUCCGAACGCGAAGCAUUUACGGCGGAUUCCUACGGAUCAGCUGCCCUAGGAGGGAAAACAUCGUGGUUUGAAUGGGCAUUUCUGGGCGUUGAAGCGUUUAAGCGUUGUUUCGUGCUUUGGAAAAGUAUACCACAAUAUCCUUUUAUACAAUAUUUAAUCGCUGUACAGACUACGGAACAGCAUGCUC
Messenger RNA from Parastagonospora nodorum SN15, 1281 nucleotides. RefSeq lists its product as hypothetical. Bases 1 to 1143 code for a protein of 380 amino acids. Gene Ontology annotation, cellular component: membrane. The record is from RefSeq and is a predicted model, not a curated record. The transcript has 2 exons. Gene Ontology annotation, molecular function: malate transmembrane transporter activity. Lineage: Eukaryota; Fungi; Ascomycota; Dothideomycetes; Pleosporales; Phaeosphaeriaceae. Gene Ontology annotation, biological process: malate transmembrane transport.